CAAACCCAGCCCCGGCCAAAACUGCAAAAAAAAAAAAGCUGAUGUCAGCUCAGCGCCUGUAGGUCAGUGGUUAGGGCACUGACCACAUACACUGGGGUUGGCAGAUUUGAAACCAGCCCGGGCCUGCUACACAACAAAGACAACUGCAACAAAAAAUAGCCAGGCAAGCCUGCUUGAUACUUUCAUAGUGACCUACCUACUUUCUGAUUGCAGGCAGGCAUGGUCUCUUUCCAAGCCAGACGCUUUUCUCCCCACAACUCAACAUUAUUAGUUUAGAUUUUUUGUUGUAGGUUGAAGGGUGAAACUGUGAUGCAUUUUUAGAAGUACCUCAGUGUUUCUCAAACUUGAGAAGUGCUAAGUCAGCUGAGCGAUGUGGCUCAUGCCUAUAAGAAGUGCUCUGGGAGGCUGAGGCGGGUGGAUUACCUCAGGUCAGGAGUUCGAGACCAGACUUGAGCAAGAGAGAGACCCCCAUCUCUCUUGUAGCUAGGCAAUGUGGCUGCACCUGUAUUCCCAGCUACUCAGGAAGGUGAGGCAAGAGGAUUUUUUUUUUUCUUUCUUUCUUUUUUUUUUUGCAGUUUUUGGCCAGGGCUGGGUUUGAACCCGCCACCUCCGGCAUACGGGGCCAGUGCCCUACUCCUUUGAGCCACAGGCACCACCUGUCAAGAGGAUCUCUUGAGCCCAGGAGAGCUUUGAGGUUGCUGUGUACUAACACCAUGGCACUCUACUGAGGGUGACAAAAUAAGACUCUGCCUCAAAAAAAAAGAAAUGCUAAGUUAAUUUUUCACGUAACUUUAAGAUUUUUUGUGUGUGUGUGUGGUUUUUGGCUGGGGCUGGGUUUGAACCCGCCACCUUGGCACAUGGGACCGGCGCCCUACUCCUUGAGCCACAGGUACCACCCUUCACGUAACUUUAGUGUUGACCUGCCACAUUACUAAAAUGUGUACAAACCUAAAUCUAUGCUUACAGCUUCUGUAGAACUGUAAGACCACAAAGUGAUGAUUGCUUUGCUGAAUCAUAACUUGAGUAGUGUUAGGAGUGUGGCAGUGGUGGAAGUCGAUGAGGGAGGCCUGUGCCACAUAUACUAAGAGUUGGUCCCAGCCUCUUCUACUCUCCCUUGAGCUUGACUGCUGCAGAGCAGUUGUCCUUCCAGAGCACUGUGAUGUCGUCUGGCCUUAGCUAGAACUGAACCACAUUUAUAAACUCUUAUUUUCUGCUUUAUUAGCUUGUGAGGCUUGGAGCCAAUGUGAUGAAUUCUGAAAAAUUCUUGGCUACAAGUUGCUAAUGCUGUUUUGUUUUUUAAGAUUAUGGCUACAAUAAAAAUGUUUAGACAUUGUCAUAACUCAGAGACUGCCAGUUUCAGAAACAUAGUCUUGGUGGUGAAGAGCAUGAGCCCCCAUCAGGGCUAGUGGGACUGUGAACCGGUCACCUGACUCUCUUCAAUGUCAAUAUCCUUAUUUCUGAGACGGAAGCUCACAGCACCUCCUUCCAGGUAAAAAUAGAUAUGAAAUAAGAUGCAGGUAAGUCUCUCAGCUCAGUGCCUGCCAUGAAGUCAGUGGGAGUUGAAGUCAUGAAUAAAAGAAGAUUGAAGGUUUGAACAACACAAUAGUCUUUGAGUGGGUUUUAGGUAGGACAUUUUCUGCUUGUGAGUGCUGGAGAAGUCAUGGAUAAAAGAAGAAAGAGUGAAUAUUAUUGAAUAGAAUAGUCUCUAAGUGGGUUUGGAUUACUUCAGAUCAGCAGUUCUCAACUUGAGAAGCUGAGGUCGUGACGCACAGGAACUGUAUUAAAGGGUCACAGCAUUAGGAGGGGUGAGAACCACUGCUUUAGAUGGAUGGAUCAGGAGGAAGGUAGCAGAAGAGGUCUGUGGGCAGAGGGUUUCACCACUAUGUUGUCACUCAUCCCUUGCAGCUAGUGCACACACAUGCUGUGCUUUGCUGAGUUGUAGCAUUGGGCAGGGAGAAGUCCGCUGAAGCAGGUAUAGCCUGAUUUGUUUUUUUUUGCCUGAUUUGUUCUAUAGGAACACUAUCUCCUAACAAUUUGCCAUGAAUAAGAGGAACAUCAGCCCAGCCAACUUUAUGGUUGUAAAUAAACUUAACCCAAUUUUUUAUUGUAAAGAAGUAAGAACUGAAAACUGACAGCCCACAGGACAGAUGACAGUCUCUUCUGAAUAGUAGAUCCUACCCAGCACCCAUGAAGUAGGUUUGGAAAGUCAUUGAGCUUUUGAGGGGAACGCAAAACCUCUUUCUAUGAGCCAAACAUGGGCAUAUCUUGGCAGUUCUAUUACUGAAUGUCUAUGCAUGGCCCUAAAGUUGGCCUAACUGUGACUCGUGGUGUUAAUGAUUACCCUGGUGGUUGUCUCAACUACUGGGUUCCACUGGGCUGCAGGCAGUUCACCUGCAGAGGCAUCUCCAGAAAACAGCAUGUUCCCUUUGCUCCUUGGGGCUGGGCUGGUGCUUCUGAAUCUAGUGACUUCUGCUAGGAGCCAAAAGACAGAACCCCUAAGUGGCUCUGGGGACCAGCCACUGUUCCGUGGAGCUGAUCGACAUGACUUUGCCAUCAUGAUCCCUCCAGGAGGCACAGAAUGUUUUUGGCAAUUUGCCCACCAGACUGGAUACUUCUAUUUCAGUUAUGAGGUUCAGCGGACACUGGGGAUGUCACAUGACCGGCAUGUUGCUGCCACUGCAUAUACCCCACAGGGUUUCCUCAUAGACACCUCCCGGGAUGUUCGGGGCCAGAUUAACUUCUCUACCCAAGAGACAGGUUUUUAUCAGCUUUGUCUAAACAAUCAGCAAAAUCACUUUGGUUCUGUGCAAGUGUACCUCAACUUUGGAGUCUUCUAUGAGGGGCUGGAGAUGGACCACAAACAGAAUGAAAGAAAAAAACUGAAUGAUACUUUGGAUGCAAUUGAGAGUACACGAAAGGUGCAGAACAAUAUCUUUCACAUGUGGCGCUACUACAACUUUGCCCGGAUGAGAAAAAUGGCUGACUUUUUUCUUCUCCAGUCAAAUUAUAACUAUGUGAACUGGUGGUCAACAGCCCAAAGCCUUGUAAUUAUUCUUUCUGGGAUCCUGCAGCUGUAUUUCUUGAAGCGUCUUUUCAGUGAUCCAACAACUACAGACACAAAGAAGCCAAGGUGCUAAGCAAGGUGCAUGACAGCUCCCUGGCUCUUGUCUUCUCUGCAGAAACUUAGUCAAAAUUAUGGUCAAAUUGGCUUUGUAAAGUCCUGGGGGAAAAAAAAUCUCCCUUGUUAAUAUUUUAGUUUAUUGAACUCCUGUAUGAAGAAAAUAGCAAUAAAUAACAAAAAAUGUUUGGGAGCUGGCUAUUUAAGGUACAUAUUAAAUUCUAAUAUCAAAAUACUGUUCAUCUGGCUUGGUGCCUGUAGCUCAGCGGCUAGGGUGUCAGCCAUGUGCACCAGAACUGGUGGGUUCGAAUCCAGCCCAGGCCUGCCAAACAGUGACAACUACAGCCCUCUCCACCCGCCCAAAAUAGCCAGGCGUUGUGGUGGGCACCUGUAGUCCCAGCUACUUAGGAGAAUCGCUUAAGCCCAAGCUUAAGCAUUUGAGGUUUCUGUGAGCUGUGACACCAUGGCACUCUACCUAGGGCGACACAGUGAAGACUGUCUCAAAAAAUAAAAAUAAAAAAGGAAAAAAAAUACUGUUCAUCAUGUAACAGGCCCUUAACAUUCAUAGAAUCUACUUAGGUAUUAAAAGAAAAUCUUAGAAGGGAGAAGAGUUAAAAAAGAUGGACCAAAAUGAAGUUUGCUUGUACAUAAAAGCAGGAGUUGGUAGAGUGCCUUUUUGUAGUUGAAAAUAUUUUCUUUUUAGAGAUGUCACCUUUAGAGUAAAAAAUUAGCAAUGUAUUUAUUAGAAACUUUUCUUGAACAGUUUUUGUCUAUAAAACAUUACUGAUUUAAAAAAUAUUUUUACAAUGCUAAAAUAAUUUUAGGAAACUUGGGAAAGGAAGCAGCAGCUAAAUUUUUAUUUCAGGGUCUCUGAUUAGGACUUUUAAUGUAGUCCAGUCAAAUUAUUUUUGAUAAAAUCAAAGUGAAGAAAAAACAUUUUAGCCUGGGGUCAUCCCAUCCAAGAAAAGGAAGAUUGAGAAAACAACUUGUAAAAAACAAGAUUACAUAAGCAAAUUAUACUCAUAAAAGCCAAUACUUAGUAACAGAAAUACAUACUAUAUCCAAUAUAAAAAUAACUCCUAUCAUUUUGUAACACGUAUCAUUUCCCAGCCACUAUGCUUGAUGCUUCACAAAUCAUGAUUUCCAAUUCUAAGAACUAUUUUUAGGUAGAUGGAUAAAGCUGUAUUUUUAAUUGUUUUUUAAAACAGAAAAAGAAAAUAAAGGUUAUUAAAGCUCGAUGACUUAUCCAAGCCCAUACACUGGUAAGGUGGCAGAACUGGGGUCUGAACCCAUUUUCCUUCCACAUCACAUAGCAUUUAAUGUACAGAAUACCUGGAUGAGCCAGGAAUGGUGUCUCAAGCCUGUAAUCAUCGCACUCUGGAAGGCCAAGGAGGAACGAUCCCUUGAGCUCAGGAGUUAGAGACCAGCCUGAGCAAGAGCCAGACCCAUCUCUACUAAAAAUAUAAAAAACAGUGAGGCUUUAUGAUGGGGGCCUAUAGUCCCAGCUACUCGGAAGGCUGAGGCAAGAGGAUCACUUGAGCCCAAGAGUUUGAAGUUGUUGUAAGCUGUGGCGCCACAGCACUCAACCCCAAGGUGACUGAGACUCUGCCUCAAAAAAAAAAGGCGGGGGGUUGGGGGGAUGAAUUGGCCAGGCAUGGUGGCUCACGCCUGUAAUUCCAGCACUUGGGAAGCUGAGAUAGGUGGAAUGCUUCAGCUCAGGAGUUCGACACCAGCCUGAGCGAGAGUGAAACCCCCAUCUCUAAAAAAAAAAAUAGCUGGGGACUGCGCCUGUGGCUCAA
Nycticebus coucang (slow loris) is the source of this 4917-nucleotide messenger RNA. RefSeq names its product transmembrane p24 trafficking protein 6 (gene TMED6). NCBI's taxonomy places the organism in Eukaryota, Metazoa, Chordata, Mammalia, Primates, Lorisidae. The record is from RefSeq and is a predicted model, not a curated record. Gene Ontology annotation, cellular component: COPII-coated ER to Golgi transport vesicle; endoplasmic reticulum; Golgi apparatus. Gene Ontology annotation, biological process: intracellular protein transport; Golgi organization; endoplasmic reticulum to Golgi vesicle-mediated transport. Bases 2334 to 3137 code for a protein of 267 amino acids. The transcript has 4 exons.